AUGAGCCCGCCGCCGGGUUGGGAGCGCUGUCACAGCGCGGAGAACGCGACCCGGAGCCCAGAGUGCUUCUGAGCGCAGCAGUUGAGUCACCAGCAAGACUGGCCUGAGGUGAGCUCGGCACAUCCGCGUUCGGGCUCGGGGACACGCCUUCUUCUCACACAAACCUUCCAGGCCGGAGUCGCUGCGGACUCCAAGGGGGUGGUGCUACCAGCCCUGCCACUUGCAGCCCUGACGGCCGGCCGGGGGCUGGGGACCGACCCGAGCAGCCACAGGUUGGAAAACUAAGGAGCCGUCCCCAUGCUUGUCGCCCGGUGAGGCGGAUCCCGCGCGGCCGUUCCCGGGCUGGGGAAGGGGGAGACGGAGAAAGCUCCCUGAAACCUGACGCCCGGCCCUGUCGGCGAGGAAACUUCGCAGGCUGGCCCACCAAGACCAUCACUAUGACCGAUGGGGACUAUGAUUAUCUGAUCAAACUCCUGGCCCUCGGAGACUCAGGAGUGGGGAAGACGACAUUUCUUUAUAGAUACACAGACAAUAAAUUCAAUCCCAAAUUCAUCACUACAGUAGGAAUAGACUUUCGGGAAAAACGCGUGGUUUAUAAUACUCAAGGACCAAAUGAAUCUUCGGGGAAAGCGUUUAAGGUGCAUCUUCAGCUUUGGGACACUGCGGGACAAGAGCGGUUCCGGAGCCUCACCACUGCAUUUUUCAGAGAUGCCAUGGGCUUCUUGUUAAUGUUUGACCUCACCAGUCAACAGAGCUUCUUAAAUGUCAGAAACUGGAUGAGCCAACUGCAAGCAAAUGCUUAUUGUGAAAAUCCAGAUAUAGUAUUAAUUGGCAACAAGGCUGACCUGCCGGACCAGAGGGAAGUCAAUGAACGGCAAGCCCGGGAACUGGCUGACAAAUACAGCAUACCAUAUUUUGAAACAAGUGCAGCAACUGGACAGAAUGUGGAGAAAGCUGUAGAGACCCUUCUAGACUUAAUCAUGAAGCGAAUGGAACAGUGUGUGGAGAAGACGCAAGUCCCCGACACUGUCAAUGGUGGAAGCUCUGGAAAGCUGGAUGGGGAGAAGCCAGCAGAGAAGAAAUGUGCCUGCUAGACUCUCCAUAGGAACUGAUCAUCAACCACCCACCCAUAUUGCUUUCAAAAACAAUGGCAAACCACAAGAUUGUUGUUGAGUAGACCAUGUGCAAUGGCAUGUCCUUCUUUUUCUGGCAGAAAAUCUAUUUUAAGAAACCAGAAUAGUCAACAGAGUUCAAAGAAUUGACCAGUUAUCUCUGAGACCCUUCCAAACAAAAUCAAAGAUUUCUUAAUGUGAUUUCAUCAUUAAGAUCACGGAUGCUUGAUUUGUUUUUCUUAUAAAGAAGAUGAGUCUCUAAGACAGUACACAAGAAGAAAUAUCAGUGAGUUUUAAAUCAGAACAUAAAUUACCUUGUUACAUUGGAGAAAGGGAUAGGUUACUAAAGGGAAAACACAGAAAGAUGAUUUUUUUGAAAGAUCUGAGUCCUUAUGCAGAAUCUGGUUCAUACAUUUAUAUUUGCAUUGGUGAAAACAUAUUAUCUAAAAAUGGAUAUAUGGUAAAAAGUUCUCUGUGGUUCAUUAAUAUGACAUUACUAUGUACACCCAAUAAGUUUUACUGAAAUGACUAAAUUAAUGAUAAGGUUAUGAUUGGAUGAAGGUCAAACCUCUGCUAAAAAGUAGCCAAUUAUGCCAUAAUGCCAUUUUGAUAUUCUUAAGAAAGAGCACAGAGACAAGAACAGGACUGUGAAUGACAAAGUACAAGAGAAAUGCCCUAGAGAAAAAAAUGAAAGUAUGGGAACAUGGCAUUUGGAAAGCUGAAAUUAAAUAUAUCUGUUACAGAUGUCUGGAAGACUUACUUAGCCAAAUUUUACUCAAGCCAAUUAGAAGUUGACAUUAUCAGUUGGAAUUAAGAAAAUCUCCAGAGGUUUUCAUUUCAAACAAAAGUUUAGAAAUUCGUUUGGUGUUCAACUUCAUGUUUCAUUUUUCUUAGAAAAUGAUAAAAUAAUCACAAUGAAAAAUUAACAGUUGCUAUUUAAAUAUCUCUUUAAGAAAUUCAGUCAAGGAAACUAGCCUUAAAAAUUUUUAAGAUAAAGUAUGCUGGUGAUAUGAAACAAAGAGUGACUAUUAAUUGUGGGUUUCCUUUUAGUUCACAAAAGCACUGGAAACCCAAAUCACACGCCUUCCCUCCAAACCUCACCCACCCCUGGCUUUAAAUCAAUUGUAGACAUGCAGAUGUAUCACUACAUAGAUGAAGAACUUCAGAAUAAGAUGGAUCAAUUAUAUGGUCACUCUGAAUGUUCAUGUCAUUAAUCACAUAAAAAUUGAUGAUACCUCA
Messenger RNA from Microcebus murinus (gray mouse lemur), 2351 nucleotides. It is a transcript of the gene RAB27B, whose product is annotated as RAB27B, member RAS oncogene family. Lineage: Eukaryota; Metazoa; Chordata; Mammalia; Primates; Cheirogaleidae. The record is from RefSeq and is a predicted model, not a curated record. Gene Ontology annotation, molecular function: GTP binding; GTPase activity.